CGGCAGGAAGUGUUUCUUAGCAGAAAACAUGUACUCCACUUUAUUUUUCCUUCUUACCUUCUUCUCUUACCGGACCGGAGGGAACCGGCCUUUCAAUGGAAGGGGACCGGUUGGACUGGACCUGGACCUGGACCUGGAUCUGGAUCUGGAUCUGGAUCUGUCCACGGUGGUUCGCCGGGUGGAUCCCCGCUUUUUGUCCGUCACCAUCGACGCCAGCCUGGCUUCACAGGAGAGAUUCAUGCUGCUGCUGAGGUCUCAGAGGAUCCGGACUCUGACCAAAGCUCUGAGUCCAGCCUUUCUGAGAUUCGGAGGAACCAGACAGGACUUCAUGGUUUUCAGUCCUCAGAGCAGCCAGCAGCCGGAUGCAGAUGGGUCUUGCAGCAGAGUUGAACUGUCCUGGUGGCUGGAGCAGAAGCUAAAAGAGGACUGGAUUCAGCAUCAGCUCAUCCUCCUGAAAGAGGACCAACAGAAACAGUACCAUAGAAUCCAGUUCACAGAGCUCACUGUGGAUGAGCUGAACUCCUUCAGUAGCUGCAGUGGCCUGGAUCUGAUCUUUGGCCUGAACGCUCUGCUCAGGAAUACAGACAACAGCUGGAACAGCAGCAAUGCGCGCUCUCUGCUCCAGUACUGUGAGUCUAAACAGUACAAAAUGUCGUGGGAGCUGGGGAACGAGCCCAACAGUUACGAGAAGAAGGCUGGGAUCCGUGUGGACGGAUACCAGCUCGGACUGGAUUUCAGCCACCUCAGGAAGAUCCUGUCAGAGUCCAAACUGUACCGGGACGCCGGGCUGUACGGGCCAGAUGUGGGCCAGCCACACAGCCACAGAGUGGACCUUCUAAAGAGUCUGCUUCAUGCAUGGACUCAUUCCAUCUCUAUGUCUGUUAGUUACUACGUGAAUGGCAGGGACACUUCAUUAGAUGACUUUCUGGAUCCUGAAGUUCUGGACACUCUGGCUGUGAAAACCAAUGAAGUCCUAGAGAAAGUGGAGCAGGAGUCUCCUGGGAAGGCGGUGUGGCUUGGAGAGACCAGCUCAGCCUAUGGAGGAGGAGCGCUGGGACUGUCAGACACCUUCGUCUCAGGAUUUAUGUGGCUGGAUAAACUGGGCCUGGGAGCCAGACUGGGCCUGGAGGUGGUGAUGAGGCAGGUGUUGCUGGGCUCUGGGAGCUACCACCUGAUCGAUGACAACCUGGAUCCUCUUCCUGAUUACUGGCUGUCGCUUCUCUACAAGAAGCUCGUUGGACCAGAAGUUUUGAACGUUUCUGAUUCUGGCAGAAAUAAAAGAGUCAGGCUUUAUCUGCACUGUGCCAACAGGAAGAGUUACGCCAGAGGCGCCGUGGUUCUGCUGUGGAUGAACCUUGGUAGGAAGCUAGCGCGGAUCUCCCUUCCUGACCUGAUCGCCAACAGCACAGUGGACACUUUUGUUCUCCAGUCAGACCAGCUGGGGGAGGAAGGACUGGAGUCCAGGUCUGUGCAGCUGAAUGGAGUCCUGUUGAAGAUGGUGGACGAUAAAACUCUCCCCGAUCUUAGCGGUGCUCGGCUACCUGCAGCUGGACAUGUGAAGCUUCCUGCGUACUCCCUGGGGUUCUUCGUUUUCCUGGAGGCGCGGGCCUCGGCCUGCAGCUGAGCCACUGCUGACCAGUGAGACACAGAAGAGGACGGGUGAAGAAGGGGACUCCAUCUUCUACUCUGGACGUUCUCUCAUACAGGAGCUCCUGUUGUUAGAGCCUUCUAUGCUGCUUUAAUCCACUUCUCGGACCUGCCCCUUAUCACAGAUUAUAACUAAUGCUUAACCUGAUUGGUCAGAUUCUAUGGACCAGAUUACCUCCCAAAUGCACUACUGUGGUUGAAGACUUUAAAGCAUCUCCAUUCCUGUUUUGAUCUGAAUAAAGGACAUUUAGCUCACUGUCAUUGGCUUGUUUGGGAAGUAUGCUCUGCCAUCCAUCAUCCAUCCAUCGCCUUAGAAGUUACACAAAUCAACACUUUAUAAAACAAACAUAUUUCUCUCAGAUUAAUUUUUUUUGAGGCAGUUGAGCAGAUAUAACAGGAAAUUUUAACCCUGCAGAAACAUGGAUUUCAACAUAAUUUAAAACUCUAAGGUAUCUGCCAGAAAUGGAAAGCAUAUCACAAAUGUACAAUUUCUUAUGUGUUCAUAAUGACAGUUGUUCAAACACAGCUUAUUAGUGCAAAGUGUCUGAGGAACAGUUAGGACAUGAUUGGAGCAGUUCUGUGGGAUCUGAUCUGAGCUCCAGUUCUGUUUGUUCAGCUAAUUAACCCUUCUUGUGUAUUUAAUUUUUAAAUUCCACA
Molecule: messenger RNA, 2304 nt
Organism: Cyprinodon variegatus (sheepshead minnow)
Lineage: Eukaryota; Metazoa; Chordata; Actinopteri; Cyprinodontiformes; Cyprinodontidae
Gene: hpse
Product: heparanase
Exons: 11
Coding region: 29-1624 (531 amino acids)
Cellular component (GO): extracellular matrix; membrane
Molecular function (GO): hydrolase activity, acting on glycosyl bonds
Source: RefSeq, a predicted model, not a curated record